Molecule: messenger RNA, 2150 nt
Organism: Sturnus vulgaris (Common starling)
Lineage: Eukaryota; Metazoa; Chordata; Aves; Passeriformes; Sturnidae
Gene: VSTM4
Product: V-set and transmembrane domain containing 4
Cellular component (GO): membrane
Source: RefSeq, a predicted model, not a curated record
GGGAACGGGACGGGACGGGAGCGGCGCCCCGCGGGCCAUGCGCCUCCUGGCUACGGCGCUGGCCGCCCUGCUGGCCACGGCCUCGGUCCCAGAUAUUUGUGAGGCUUUAAAUGUGACGGUCUCUCCUGGACCAACAGUGCAAUACUCGGAGGGGGAUAAUGCUACCCUUUACUGCCACAUUUCUCAGAAAAGAAGGACAGACAAUUUGCUGGCUGUGCGGUGGGUCUUUGCUGCAUCACCUACCCAGGAGCGUCUAAUGAUCAAAAUGACAAAGUUUGGGUCUGUCCAGUAUUACGGAAAUUACACUCAUCAUUUUCACAAGCAAAGACUUCAUCUUCUUAAAGAGAAACAUGGAACUAUGUACAAAUUUCUUAUUUUAAGCCUCCAGCAAACAGAUCAAGGACAUUAUAUAUGCAAAGUACAGGAAAUUGGCAAACACAGAAAUAAAUGGACAGCAUGGUCAAAUGGUACAGCAGCUACUGAAAUAAGAGUGAUUUCAUCAAAAUCUUCUGAUCAUCCCACUUUCAAGAAAAACCAUGAAGCUUGGAAGUUUUUUGAAGAUCUGUACGUGUACGCAGUGUUUGUGUGUUCCAUAGGAAUCAUCAGUGUCCUCCUUUUUACACUUGUCAUUCUCUGUCAGUCCCUUCUGAACAGGAGGAGAUCCACAGUGAAGCAUUACCUGGUGAAAUGCCCCCAGAACAGCUCUGGGGAGACAGUUACCAGUGUGACAAGCAUGUCUCCUCUACAGCCUAAGAAGGUAAAGAAAAAGAAAGAGAAGGAGAAACUGGAGCAGCCACCAGCCAUCCCAGCAAAAGCUCCAAUUGCCAAUAAUUUCCCGAAGCCCAAGCUCUUGAAACCUCAAAGAAAAUUGAUCCUGCCAAAAAUCGCAGAAGAGAAUUUAACAUAUGCUGAACUUGAACUGAUGAAGCCAAUUCAGGAAGCCAAAGGCAUUUCCAGUAUGACAGUCUACGCACAGAUACUCUUUGAGGAGAACAAGCUGUAAUAGUUCAUGCCUGUAUUAAUGUCCUUUGUCUGUGUUCUAUUUAAUUCUUGCUGUGCUCUUUAUUUAUAAAAAUCAUACAAAUGUCCUUAUUUUUUUAUUUCCAUUUAUGCACUUCUAUUUUUCUAUGAGACUUUUAAACACGAUGUAGUUGAAAGUAAUCAUAGAAAAAUCAGCUGGCCAACAAGUGACAUCCCAGAGAUACCCUUUGUAGUGUUCUAUACCCCUGUUGGAAAUGGGCUGAAGUUCCACCUGGGGCAUUUCUAGCACUAAACUUAUUCCUUCUUUAAUCUUAAUGUGAUGAGUCCAGCUGCAAACAUCAGUAUCUUAGCAGUAUCCUCAGGAGGACUAACAGCAGGAUCCAUGCCCAUCAACCUGCUACUGAAGGAAAAGACCACUGACCAGGAAAAUGGCCCAUCAGAAAAAUAUUAACCCAGUAAAGCUGAGACGUUUUUCUAAAGCCAAGGAAAAGCUAAAAGUACUUUUUCUGCUUUUUUUCCCCCAUAUCCAGAAAUAGUUAAAAAGGUUUGUGUUCUAUGUUUUCAAAUUACCUUUCUAAAUCAGAUUGUCUUAAAAAACUUACGUUACUUUUAGUAUGGUGUUUGGAAUAAAAUAAUCUGAAGGAAACAUUUACAGUUAAACCCCUGUGAUUUAAGGAAGAAUAUUGAUAGCGUGGGAACAUCCUCCAGGAUUUGAUGAUUUGAUUUUUUAAAAUUCUGAUUGGAAGUAGGAAAAACUUGAUAGUGAGUAGAAAACUGAGAGAACCAGGACACUGCUUUUGGUCUUGGUUUAAUUUGGUAUUUCCAAACCUGCAAAAGUUUCCUCCUGUAGCCUGAACUAAUGAGCUGCUGAUUUAGAGGAAAAAAAUUACACAGCUUCUCCUUCAGUUUGGAACAGACUCUGUAAAGCUCUGCUGACUUUGGAGUUAUUUCUUUGGAAAGACCAGGGCUCAGGAGAUAGGGAAAUGAGCCUACUGUGAGGACAUAAAAUAACAAUCCUCUUUCUUUACCUCCCAAUAACUGAGAAGGCAUUCUUCCUUUUCCUUUGAUACACAUUCAUGGAAAAUGAGCUGUUCUGUGCCAUCCCAGGCAUUUCAGUCAUGAAGAACACCUGGACUGAUGUUUUCAAGCUCAUGUAUCUUCAAUGUCUA